Molecule: messenger RNA, 405 nt
Organism: Solanum tuberosum (potato)
Lineage: Eukaryota; Viridiplantae; Streptophyta; Magnoliopsida; Solanales; Solanaceae
Source: the annotation of a RefSeq genome assembly
AUGCUUAGUCCCAAAAGAACCAGAUUCCGUAAACAACAUAGAGGCAGAAUGAAGGGAAUAUCUUCUCGAGGUAAUCAUAUUUCUUUCGGUAAAUAUGCUCUUCAGGCACUUGAACCUGCUUGGAUUACAUCUCGACAAAUAGAAGCAGGCCGACGGGCAAUGACACGAAAUGCACGUCGUGGUGGAAAAAUAUGGGUACGUAUAUUUCCAGACAAACCAGUUACACUAAGACCCGCAGAAACACGUAUGGGUUCAGGAAAAGGAUCCCCUGAAUAUUGGGUAGCUGUUGUUAAACCGGGGCGAAUACUUUAUGAAAUGGGUGGAGUAACAGAAAAUAUAGCCAGAAGGGCUAUUUCACUAGCAGCAUCCAAAAUGCCUAUACGAACUCAAUUCAUUAUUUCGUAA